Physella acuta is the source of this 687-nucleotide messenger RNA. Its product is annotated as ATP synthase subunit d, mitochondrial. NCBI's taxonomy places the organism in Eukaryota, Metazoa, Mollusca, Gastropoda, Physidae. Gene Ontology annotation, biological process: proton motive force-driven ATP synthesis. The record is from RefSeq and is a predicted model, not a curated record. Gene Ontology annotation, molecular function: proton transmembrane transporter activity.
AUAGGAUUUAUUUUCUUGACAUUGCCCUUUCGAAGGUCCAAUACGCUUUCUGAUCUACUGGACUUGUUAAAAUGGCUAGUGGUGCAGCGAAAAGAGUUUCCUCAUCGGUAGUGGAUUGGGCUCGUUUUGCAGCUGUUAUACCAAAAGCCCAGAUUGAAACAGUUAGAGUUGUCAAAGCUAAGCACGACUCUUUCAUAAAUAAGGUUUAUGCCUUGCCGGAAAGUUUGCCUAAAAUUGAUUUCAAUGCAUACAAGUCAAGGUUGCCUGAUCCUACUAUGGCUGAUAGAUUUCAAACUGCAUAUCAAGCAUUGAAUAUCCCAUACCCUGUUGAUAAGGAAAAUGUCAUGAAGAAAGUUGAGGAGGAAAAUGACAAGUUGGUGAAGCAAGCAAAAGCAUUGGUGGAAAAAUGUGAGAAAGAGAUAGCAGGAAGCAGACAAUUUCUUCAAAAGUUGGAUACACUACCAAAGUAUGAAGAGAUGAGCGUGGAGGUGUACAACUACUACUUCCCAGAGACAGCCCAUAACUUUGACCCAUCCUACGCCAGGCCAUUGCUGGAACAAGAUGAAAGGGAGUUACCUCUAAAGGCUUGAACUCUGCCAGCAGGUCUUGUGGUAUAGAUUAAAUACAAAAGUUUUCUUUCAUGGCUAACUGUGUCCUCUAGAAUAAUAAAGUUGUUUAUUCUUGGUG